CCAGAAAUGAGCCACCGUUAGCUAACAGCAUGGAUACGGCUGCCUCUACCACGAAAGAAAUGUCAAACGGAUGAUAACGAACAACAACUUUUAAAUUGUAUUUACGUUGAGAAUAAAGCCCUUUGUGUUACCGGAGGACCUUUAAAUUCAGGCAUUUCUCUUUUUUCUGUUUGUUUUUGUAUCGUUCUUUGUCAGUUCGUCUAAUUUGCAGCUGUUUAUGUGGCUGGAGGCAUCCCGUGGGCAGAAACACGUGCAUUCCUCCACAGCCUGAAGGAGGGUAAAGGCGUGACGUCGCUGCCCGCAGAGAGGCCCGUACGGCGGGGCGAGAGAGGCAGGGGACGGACGCUGCUGCUGCUACUACCGCUGCGGCAGAGACAGCGAGUGCACGGAGCUACCGGCAACUUACGAGUGGAGACACGACAGCCAUAAUGCGGCACCGCCCGACUUCCCUGGAGCUGAUGUGACUACGCGAACCAGGGAGGAAGCGGCGGACGGCAGCACCACCUCUCCUCGGCGCAGACAGGCAGGCAGGUCAGUCUGUCUGUCUGGAGGUGGACAUGUCCUCGCUAAACCCGGAGGACGACCAAAAAUGGGUACCGACACAUGUUCAGGUGACGGUGCUCAAAGGCAGAGGACUGCGGGGCAAGGGCAAGAAUGGCACCAGCGAUGUAUACACUAUCAUCCAGCUGGGGAAGGAGAAAUACUCAACCUGCGUGGCGGAGAAGACAACCGAGCCGGAGUGGAGGGAGGAGUGCACGUUUGAACUGCAGCCAGGUGCCUUGGAGAGCGGCAGCGAGCUGGUCCUCACCGUCAUGCACCGGGCUCUCAUUGGGCUAGAUGUGUUCUUGGGACAGGCAGUGAUCCCUCUGGAUAUGGUGUUUACAGCGAGCAGGGGCGUGAAAAACGAGUGGUACAGACUGAAUUCAAAGACAGGGAAGAAGGAAAAGGAGCGAGGAGACAUCCAAGUCACUGUGCAGUUCACCAGAAACAAUCUAACGGCCAGUAUGUACGACCUGGUCAUGAAGGACAAGGGCGUAUCCACCUUUUUUAAACUAAAGGAGCGCAUUAAGGGCAAGAGGCGCUCCAGUGAAGAGGACUCCUCGUCGGCCAUAUUGCCCGGCGGAUAUGGCUCGCUGGUGCGCAUGCGACAGAGGUUGCCUAGUGAUGGUGGAGGAGAGGAGUACUACGAGGAUGAUGAGGGUGGAGAGGUCCGGAGGAGUAAAAUGAGAACCUUCUUCUUGAGAGGGAAGCUGCGUAAGUCCUCAGACACUCGCUCCAGCACGUCCCUGGGCUCCGAAAGCAGCGAGUCGUCCUCCAGAGGGGGCAGCCUCAGCCCCACCGCCGGCAUCAGUGUGGUGGUGUCUGAUUUGUCCAACUCCCCCAGCAACAGCAGCAACCUGACUGCAGACAACAGCCCAGAGCACACAGCAAACACGUCGCCAAAGUUGUCCUCUCCCAAAUGUGAGUUUGGGGAUGAGGCCGGUGAGAUCACCAUCGCAGUGCCUCAGCCCAAAGUGUGCGUUAACGGAAGCCAUUCUCUCAGCAUCCAGCCGCUGGACUCAGGAAAAGCAGCGCCGCUCGGCCUGGGACUGUUGAAGCCUUUGCCCCUGUCCAUGUCCCUCCAAAACCUCAGCCCGCGGGACAGAGACCUGCCCCUGGGCAUCCUGGGAGACGGGCGUCGCUGGUCCUUCGACAAACCCGAUGCAGAAGAGAAGGCGGCAAUCGCUGCAGCGCUGGAGCAGAGCGGGCCCAUGCAGGGAGACCCUGAGGAGGACAGUUUAGGCGCUGUGGAGGGAGACCGCCAGAAACAGAGCAAAGACCAGUCUCCACCUGCCCCAACAGAGGACAGGCACAAAGGCUGGUUUGGAUCCAAGGACUCGCACAACAAACCCAGCCACAGCGGGGUAGUGUCACCCACAGACCCUCACUCACCCCUUCACUCACCCCCUCUCUCGCCCCCUCUUUCCAGGGGCAGCUCUGUAGAUUCCUCUGGGUCCCUCACUAACCCCUUUAGCCCCUCACAGCCCUCACCUCCAUCCCUGUCCCGCUCCAACCCCUUCUUCACCACUCUGCACAACCCUUUCUAUAAAGACAUGCCCUGCACUAAGCCCCUGAAUGCUUCACCGCCUCCUCUGCCUCUCUCCAGCGCUCGUCCUCCUAUAACCACGCUGUUCCCAGAGGUCGACGUGAGGUCCGGCACAGAGGGCUUGAGCAUAGACUUAUCUAGAAUAGCACAUGCCGAAAAUGACGAACAAACAAAACUACACAAGAAGAUCCCCAAUCCUUUCACCUCAGAACCAGGGCUGGAUUCAGAACUGGACCAUUCCUUUGACGAGUUUGCAGCUGGCAGGCUCCAGUCUCCAGACCAUCUGACCCAUGAGUCCACAACACAGAAUAACACACCCUACAGUGAUCCUCCAUUAAACUGUAUUAAUAAAGAAACAAUGCCACUUAAGUCUGACGCUGAGAUAACCACUAAUGACUGUCUAAAAUUUCAACCUAUGCACAUUUUUACAAGUUUCGACACUAAGGACACACAUCACUUUUUCACUAAACUACUAGACACUAUCCCAGAAAACAGCAUGGAAUAUGACAAUAAACCUUCUACUGAAACUCAACAAAUAUUAAACACUGAUGCCUUUAAUGACGUUAAUGGUGAAAGUCCAGGUCAAAAGUUCAACAGCAGUUCACCUGACCCUUCAUCCUCAGGCCUUGGUAGCUCAGCAGAGGAAGACGGCCUCUCCUGCUUCUCUUCCUGUUCUGCAUCAGACAAAAUUGAGUCUUCAGAGGAAACUGAAUUACACAAUUUUGAAAGCAGCUUUGAGAAAAGAAGUACAGAUAUAACUUCAAAAACGUUUGAGUCUGAAGAGGAGUUCACAGACAAGUCAGAGGAGAUGUCUAUAGACCAACAAACUGUCAUUGAGGACUACAGCAAGGAAGCAAUCGCAAGUAGCUCACAACCAGAAAGUACACCUUCUGUUACCAAUAUAGGGACUGAAAUUGAGAAUUGUCACCCAAAUCCUGACCCAGAGCCAAAUAUAGAUGCUUCUGAAAGUGAAUUUUCUCCUAUCCCUCCAGUUUUUGUCACAACCUCCUCCCCUGGGCUGUCCUACUCACUCUCCUGUCCCUUUGAAAGCACAAAUGUGGCAGGACCAGAUCAGCUUUCCCCUGUCCCCGUGGCACUUUUCACUGAUUUUCCAAACACAAGCAGCGUAAGUCCGAGUCCUGACACCUCCCUGUUUCACACAAACGCCUCAGACAGGACCAGCUUUGCACAGAGCUUGUACGUGAGUGCAGAUUCCCAGGAAUAUCAAACUUGUCUGACACAUGCAACUUCGGGACACUCGGAAAAAUCUGCAAACUCAACAACACUUUGUCUGGAGCAAAAUAGUAUUCAAAUGGAAAAUCAUACAGCGACAGACCUGGACAACUUCUUCAAUACCAGAAAUGACAAUGAUUUGCAAUCUGCAAGACAAGAUGGAGGAGUUUUUGGUGAUUUUAAUCCAGCUUUUGAGACAAAUUUCACAGCAAUGGACAACUUCAGUUUACAAAGUCCCAAAGAGGCGGUUACGAAGGAUAUAGAUGGAAUAUUCUUUGUCAAGCAAAUUAACAUCCAGGAGACUAGUAAUACAGCUACAGGCACCGAGGACUUCUUUAAUAACAAAUAUUCAAAUGACAAAACAGUUGGGCAAAAUGGAGGAUUUGAGUCUGAUUUUAAUGCAUUUGAGUCAAGAUUUACACAACUGGAAAUCAAUUUGCAAAGUCCAAACCAGGAAGUUCCGGUGGACGCUGUAUUAUCAAAUGGUAACAAUGGGUUAUUUGGUAAUGUGAAAGGAGAAAAGUUUGAGUCUAAUUUCACAGCCACGAAAGACUUUAUUUUACAAAGCGACCCAGUCUCUACACUCAACCAAGACUUAAUUGUAGAAGACGUGUUUUCAAACAAUCCCAAUGGAGGUUUUUUUGACGAUUGGGUGGGUGCCAAGAUCGAGUCGGAUUACACAACUGGAACCUUCGAUUUACAGAGUUCGAAAGAGGAAGUACUCGAUGAUAUAAGCAGAGAUUUAUUUGAUAGUGACAUAAUCUUUGAGUCAAACGUCACAGCUGUGGAUGACUUCAGUUUCAGUCACAAACGGGAAGCCAAUGAUGUAUAUUCACAACAUCAGGACCUAGCAUUUGACAACAUGUUUGAGACAAGUUUUACACCUGUGGAUAUUUCUGGUUUACAAAGUGUUACUCUACCAAAGCAUGAGAGUCUGAAAGCAGAACACGCUACUCUGCAGCGUUCCCAAUCCGAACACUUCCUAGUCCCGGCCUUUAGCGAGCUACAACCAUCUGCAUUCGGAAGUGACCCUGAGUUAACCUCCUCUAAACCCCAACCAGACCUGCUUCUCUGCUCUCCCUUCACUCCCUCUCUAACUCCUCAGUGCAGUAGCUCCCCUCUAGCGCUCUGUCCCUCUCCUCCUGUCGCCGACGCAGCCUUGCCGGGGUCGCCCACUCAACAGCAGCGGCACGAGGCAGCCAAUCAGCUCGUCAGUCCACACCCAGUGAAGCCCCUGACCACUGCCACGGCAGGCGACGAGAAGAGGACGGAGGGCCGGUCGAUGCUUGAGAAGUUCAAGUUCAGAAGCCCAGGAAAGAGCAGCCAGAGCAGCGAGGAAAGUGACAAAAGGAAGUCUCUGACGGAGGGCGCAGGCUCCUACUACCAUCUGACGCACAGUGAACUGGUGUCUCUGCUGGUGCAGCGGGAGGCGGAGCUCCAGAAUCAGAAGGCGGAGUUUGAGCGACAGAAAAUCCUUUUGGCCAAACGAGAGACAGAGCUGAAGAAGCUGAAGCCACAGGUCAGAGAUUUGGAGGAUUACAUUGACACUCUGCUGGUGAGAAUCAUGGAGCAGAAACCCACUCUUCUGCAAGUACGCUCCAAGUUCAAGUGACCGCGGUCUGGCUUUGUUCACUAUAAAAGUUCCACAAUGGCUCUUUAGUCUUUUCACUGCUCGGCUGUCCUUUUGAUACAGUUACACAGGCACUGCGAGGUUUCCAGACAGCAUGCUCCUCUGAACAAAACACAUGGUCGAGCGGUCUGAAGGUCACGUGAAGGUCGUGUGAAGAAUGCCGCAGGUCCUCAGGUCGAAUUCAGGUCGGUUUUGGGCUCUCACCGAGGGGCUUCAAGACCCAGACGCUUUCAUUUAGGACUCUGAUUGUAGAAAUGAUCCUCUCAUCUUCACCACUUUGAUCACAGAACAUGGGAAGUCUCAAUCCAAAACACCCCCACUAUAUGAAAGGCAUUGUCACUCCUCAUUUAGUUAUGUGUCAGUGCCCCAGUGACAAUCAGUAAUGUUUUUUUUUUAUUAUUAUUUUCAAAUAAAUAGCCCUUUUUACAAAUUUUUAAUAAAUGCGUUUGCCAAAUAUGUUGUUUAAUCUUACAUAUAAAUUAUGCAAAUACUUUUAGCCAUUUAGUUCUAGUGCACUUUAGUUUCUCGGUUUUAUAUUUACAGUAUUCCUCAUCAAAUGAGUCUGUGCAUUUAAAGAUGGUUCUAAAAGCAACAGAACAAUUUAAUAUAUAAAACAGAGGCUCCUAAUCCUAACACCUGCCCCAUAGUGCCAUAUGUCAGUUACAUUCCUUACCUCCUGAGCUUAGACUUCUAUAGAAACUAAAUAGUGAGCCCAAUUUGAAUUCACAAACUUAUAAACUUACAGACUUAAAAACAAAAAUAAUAAUAGCCUACAUCUGAACUUUAUGUUUGAAUGAAGUGAAAAAUGAAGAAGUCUAUUUCAAUUCAUUCUAAAAGACUAAAAGGCAUUUCUGAGGGAUUAUUAUUACAGUUAUUAUUUAAUUAACACAUUAAUUUUGUAGUAGUUUUGAGUAAAUACAUUUUUGUUGUUGUAAAUUUUGCAGAAAACAUCACCGCCAAGGCUAACUCAUUUUUACAUACAUUUUUUUGUUUAGUUUUACACUGUUUUACAAAUUAAGUCAAGAUAAAGCUAGAAACAGCUUUACCUUGCUUUUUUUCUCUGCAUCAUAUAUACUGGAUGUUUUGGACUGACACUGAACCAUCUCUUUUAAUCAAAUACCAAGUGCUUUGACUCGUUUUUGGUGGAUGGACAAACCGAAUUGUUCAACCGCAUCACUGGGACCUGAUUGUAGCGCCUUCAAAAGUGUCUUCUACAGUGAAAAGGCAGUUUCUCCUGUUCAUUUCUUAUUCAUUCCUUUAUUUUCCUGCACUGAUGUGUCUACCUACAGUUCAGAGUGUUUUUAUCUGGUGUUUUUAUCAGUAUCACAAGCAGUACGGAUGGGAUGAGGCACAAUUUUCACAAGACUAGACGAGAUUUGGUCCAUGAGAAUGAGACGAGAUGAGAUUUUAACAAUAUAUAAAUUUAGCAUUUCAGUUUCCAUGUUUGGCCUUACAUAAAAAAAAAGACUCCAUAAUUUUGUUUCCAUUCUAGUCCUGCUUUUUUUGUACAGUCCAAAUGUAAACAUUUUUCUCAUUUGUGCAUAGUCUUGGGUCAAUUUGGUCUCGUGAGAUCUUGUACUAUGAGAUCUUGUACCAUCCCUAGCAAGCAACCAUCACAUGUUUUCCAAUGCCAUGCUUUGCGCACACUUAUGAUCAACUUAUCAACUUCCCACUCUGUUCCCUAAAUUAAUAGCAUAUACACCAAAUGCUGCCUUAUUUCUGCUUAGCCAAGUCAUUUUACCAUUAAAAGAAAAGGGCAUUUGCUCAUUUAUUAUUAUUCUUUCAACAUUGUAUUAAAACACUGCACAAAAUUAUGCAUAACAGUAGACGAUGAGCAGAUGUUACUGUGAAAUGCCAAAUAUAGUCUUAAAACUUAAUCUUGGGAGCAGAGUGAGUAACCAUAAAAGUAUACAGAUUACUAAACCACAUUUAACAGCAUUUGUGGAUACCUGUACCUUUGUCAGUAUCAGUAAAGUUAGAUUAUCACAGAAUACUACUGCACUUAUGACUUGCUCUGGGCUUCCACAAUUAACAUUGAGCCACUGAGCAUAGAGUGUCCUCCAUCUUGGUUUUACCCUAGACCAGUUGUAGAGGCGUGUUUUAAUGUGGCACUUAUAGAAUAAAGUUUGUCUCCAUGUCUUCCAUUUUAAAGCAGUUUUAAGUUAAAGUUUGAUUGUAUUUGUCCUGACUGAGUAACUGUUCGAAUGUGCUCAAAGGUAGCGUGUAAGACUGGAAAGUUUACAAACGUGAUGCAAUUCUGUUUCACAAAUUUUGUAUAUUUAAUAAAGAAUAUUUUGUGUUUCUUGCUCACCGUA
This is a messenger RNA of Boleophthalmus pectinirostris (great blue-spotted mudskipper), 7264 nucleotides long. It is a transcript of the gene rab11fip5a, whose product is annotated as RAB11 family interacting protein 5a (class I). The transcript has 7 exons. Bases 558 to 4931 code for a protein of 1457 amino acids. NCBI's taxonomy places the organism in Eukaryota, Metazoa, Chordata, Actinopteri, Gobiiformes, Gobiidae. Gene Ontology annotation, cellular component: mitochondrion; phagocytic vesicle; secretory granule. Gene Ontology annotation, molecular function: small GTPase binding. The record is from RefSeq and is a predicted model, not a curated record. Gene Ontology annotation, biological process: regulated exocytosis.